Acyrthosiphon pisum (pea aphid) is the source of this 2005-nucleotide messenger RNA. RefSeq names its product ionotropic receptor 93a-like. The record is from RefSeq and is a predicted model, not a curated record. NCBI's taxonomy places the organism in Eukaryota, Metazoa, Arthropoda, Insecta, Hemiptera, Aphididae. The coding region runs from base 109 to 1044 and encodes 311 amino acids. The transcript has 3 exons.
UACGUGCAACAUUGCAGGUUAAUAAACGGAUCGUACACGGGUGUACUGGGCGAGGUGGUUUACGACCGGGCAGACGUGUCUUUCAACAGCCGUUUUCUGAACGAUCCGAUGAUCCACAAGCCGUAUCACUACACCCGAAACAACGGUUUGGAUUUCAUAUGUUUUAUCGUGCCGAAAGCCGAAACGUUGACAAGACUUCAAAUACUGUGGAUGACUUUCACCGUUGAAGUUUGGCUGUGCGUGGCUGUCACGUACGCGUUGAUGACCAAGUCUUUUCAGAUUUUUAACAAAUUGAAUUUGUCUGGCGGACGGAAAAUAUCCGAUCCGUUUAUGACUAGCCUUCAGGUCGUUUUGGGCAUGGGCGUUUGUAGUUUGCCAAAACAUGUGGCCGGGCGUAUAUUUUUCGUAUCUUGUUCAGUGGCUUGUUUCGUUAUGGUAAUUUUAUUUCAGGCAUCAAUGGUGACCAAGUUGAGCAAAGAAACCAGUCAUAAAGAGAUCGACACAUUGGAGGAACUCGAUAAGAGUGGAAUGGAAAUCCGAACUUCAUUGCGUUAUGUUCGGGAUGCCUUGGCAAUAUAUUCGACGACAAAAUCUCUUGCGAAUAAAAUAGAUUUAGAAAAAGAUAGACAAGGUUAUAUAGCGUCAAAAUUUGUUUUUAUUGCAAGAAUCAUGAAUUUGAGUCUCUCAAAGUAUUCAAAUUUUAUUGGGCACUUUGAACAACAAAGUGUUGAAUUGCACAUAGUCAGGGAAUGUCCACUGAAAUAUUACCUGACUUAUGCAAUUGCAAUUGACUUUCCAUUUUUGGACGAGUUAAAUGAUCUUCUUACACGUUUUCAAGAAGCCGGAAUUACCCUCAAGUGGAAAACAGAUAUUCAAAAGUUAGAACUAGUUUAUUAUGAGCCACUAAAUUCCAACUCAUCAAAAGGCUUAAAAGCGUAUUCAUUGAAUGAUUUAUGGUUUGCUUUUGUUUUUUUGUUCGUUGGCUACAUAUUGUCAAUGAUUGCGCUAAUGUUGGAAUUUAUUUUCAAAAAAUUUCAAAAAUAAGAUCACGGCGUAGAUAUUUGUUAUUAUAUUGAUUUAAAUUAUAAAGAACAGAACACAGGUAUACAUACCCAUUACCCAUAUGGUUUAAUUAUUGUAAAAUGCGUGGUGAUAAACGAAUAACUUUUUUUAUUUUGAUAUUGGCAAUAUUGUUUUUAGUGAUUCUGAUUACAAUGAUUUAGCAUUUAAUAAUAUUUUAAAGACAAUUUUUUUUGUGUUGUGUGCUCCUUUAAGAUUCUAGAAUCGAAUUAAAUAUUCAAAGUCCAGUUUAGUCCAAAAUUUUAACCAUCCAUUUAAAAUUCAAUGAAAACUCAAAACAAUUUCCUUAAAUCAAAAUAUUCACCACAAGUUCUCUAUCCAUGUUUUAAGUUUCAUUAAAUAUAUUGGCUCGAACAAUUAUUUGUUAUUUGAAAUUAAUAUUUGUAUUUUAAAUAUUUACAAAGAUAUUUGUUGAUAACUGAUAAGUGUAAAAUCUCUAGACCAUUUUUCCGGCUAAAUAAUUGAAAUUAAUUUAAUGAUUCGUGAAAUUUAGUGUGUUUAGUCCAACAUCAAUAAUAUUAAAGAAAGCUCUUAAUAAAAAAGAAAAAUUAGUCCAAUUAUCGAUAGUUUUCAAAAAUUAAUAUUUUUAUUUUUGGAGGGUUUUUUGCCUCGAAUACAUUAUUUGGGGUUAAGCCCCGAUCUCCACCUAUGGUAAGUCUUAAGUAGUUAUCAUUAUGACGUUAUAUUUCGUAAUGUAUUAAUGUAUAAACACUAUUCUCCAAUAUUGUUGUAUAACAGAUAAUAUUAUAUACGUAUAAUGUAUAUUAAUAGUUAUCACUCACAGAUAUUAAAUAAUCUACUUAGGUAUUUUGUAUAAAGUUAUAUUGAUUUGUUUUGUGCAUUGAUUUAGAAUUUUAGAACCAUAUUUAUUUAAAAUUGAACCAUGCAUAUCUACCAUUAUGUUAUAAUAUCAUGUUUAAGAUUA